CAAAAAGCCAGAAAUCACCAUUUAUCUUCUUCAUCAUCUUCUCUUUUAUUGUACUCCACUUGGAGAUAUCAAAUGAUAUUUUUUCUCAUUUUCAGCCUCAAACGUUAACAAGCGCCCACUUCAUCUGCUCAAAGAAAAAAAAAAGAAGAAGAAGAAGGACAAAUAAAAGAUGGUUUCAAAUUCUCCUCCACAACCAAAAGAAAUUCCAUCAAACGAAAAAUGUGAGAACGGUCCUCGCCGCAAGGCCAAAUGGUGGUACUCGACUUUUCACACGGUCACGGCCAUGGUUGGAGCCGGUGUACUCAGCUUGCCUUAUGCCAUGGCUUACUUAGGAUGGGGACCAGGAACGGUCGUGAUGGUACUGUCAUGGUGCAUCACGUUGAAUACCAUGUGGCAAAUGACCCAAUUGCACGAGUGUGUGCCAGGUGUCCGGUUUGAUAGGUACAUCGAUUUGGGCCGGCACGCAUUUGGGCCGGGCCUAGGGGCAUGGAUCGUGCUCCCCCAGCAGCUCAUUGUGCAAGUGGGCUGUGAUAUCGUGUACAUGGUGACCGGAGGUAAGUGUCUCAUGAAGUUCAUGGAGAUUGCGUGCGCCAAUUGCAAGCCCAUUAGGCAGUCUUAUUGGAUUUGCGUCUUUGGUGGGCUUCAUCUUUUCCUGUCUCAGCUGCCGGAUUUCAAUUCCGUGUCCGCUGUCUCGUUGGCGGCUGCGGUUAUGUCGCUAUGCUACUCAACCAUAGCUUGGGUGGGAAGCCUAAGUAAAGGCCGGUCCCCAAACGUGAGCUACGCGUACAAGAAAACCAGUGGUGUCGAUUCCAUGUUCCGAAUUUUCAAUGCAUUGGGCGAAAUCACUUUUGCGUACGCGGGCCACGCGGUUGCCCUCGAGAUCCAAGCAACCAUACCUUCAACUCCCGAGAAGCCCUCUAAAGUGCCCAUGUGGAAAGGGGCCGUCUUAGCCUAUAUUAUAAACGCCAUUUGCUAUUUUCCGGUGGCCAUUAUUGGAUAUUGGGCUUUCGGGCGAGAUGUGGCCGAUAAUGUGCUUGUCGCGCUCGAGAGGCCCGCUUGGCUAAUUGCCACCGCCAAUUUGAUGGUGGUUGUGCACGUGAUCGGGAGCUAUCAGGUUUAUGCAAUGCCGGUAUUUGACAUACUUGAGAGAAGCAUAGUGAAGAGAACGAGCAUUUCGAAUGGACCCGUGCUUAGGCUUAUCGUUCGCUCCGGUUAUGUUGCCUUCACACUGUUUGUUGGUGUGACUUUCCCUUUCUUUGGCGAUCUUCUGGGUUUCUUUGGUGGUUUUGGCUUUGCUCCAACUUCCUAUUUUCUGCCUAGCAUAAUAUGGCUGAAAAUCAAGAAACCACAGAGAUUGAGCCUGUCAUGGUUUAUCAAUUGGGGAUGUAUAAUUAUUGGAGUUUUCAUCAUGUUUGCAUCAACAAUUGGCGGGCUGCGAAAUAUUGCAGCGGACUCCUCAUCUUAUGAAUUUUACUCUUAAAAAAUUGCUUUAAUUUGCUUAUAAUUUAUUGUAUAAGCUUGAGAAUAAUAGUGUUCAAAUGAUCAUUAUGAUGGAAUUAUUGAGAGUGUUGAUUUUUUAGUCUUUUGUGAUUUUAAACCAUUUGAUGAUAAAAAAUUACGUGGAGGCCACAAGGAUUUGAAUUGUGUCUAAUUAAUUUCUAGGUGAAACGUAGUUUCAGAAAAUAAGGUGAUGGAAUGACGUGAUGAAGAAAUUGACUAUUACUUUCGGAUUUUUCUAUAAAACUUAUUACAGUCUGUAUCUUAAAUA
Molecule: messenger RNA, 1768 nt
Organism: Striga asiatica
Lineage: Eukaryota; Viridiplantae; Streptophyta; Magnoliopsida; Lamiales; Orobanchaceae
Source: the annotation of a GenBank genome assembly